UCACAUCCUUGAAACUGUUCGACUUUUUUUGGAAACAUUUUCUCUUCCCUGGACCGUCUCUGCAACCAUGGAGUUUUGGGGUGUUGAGGUGAAAAGUGGAGAAUCUCUCAAAGUUGAUCCAGGAGACGACAAGAUUAUCCACCUUUCAAAUGCAUGCCUGGGCGAUGUGACUAAGGCUAAAGGAGGUGAAUCGGUGGCCCUGAAUGUGAAGUUUGGUAACCAGAAGCUUGUGCUUGGAACGCUUUCUACGGCUAAAUUUCCUCAAAUAUCUUAUGAUUUGAUAUUUGAGAAGGAAUUUGAGCUAUCCCAUAGUUGGAAAAAUGGGAGUGUCUUCUUUACUGGAUUUAAAGCUCAAUCUCAGUCGGAGUCUGAUAAUGAUGAAGAUUCUGAUGAUCUUGAUGAAGAUAUUCCAGUUAGUGCUGCCAAUGGUAAACCUGAGUUUGAGGUGAAGCAUGGUGUCAAACCUGAUGAAGCUAAACAGAAGAAGACAACAGAUCCAAAGAAGAAUGAGAAGGUUAAGGAAAAGGAUGCAAAUGGUGAAGAUGAAGAUUCAUCCGAAUCUGAUUCUGACGGUGAUUCAAGUGAAGAUAAGCCCACAGCAAAUGGUGACAUAGAAAGUAGCGAAGGUGAUGAGGACAGUGAUGAUGAGGAUGAUGACGAGGAUGAGGAUGAUGAAGAAUCUGAUGAGGAGACACCCAAGAAGAUUGAAGCAGGCAAGAAGCGGAAUAUUGACUCUGCCAACAAAACAACUGUCCCUGUGAAGAAGGCAAAAUUUGUUACUCCUCAGAAGCCUGGUCAUAUGACUCAGCUGGGAAAGAAAAAUCUAAGUCUUUUCCAGAGCCUGAGGAAGGAGUUGACCGAAAAAUCCAAAAAUGUUGGGGAUACUGAAGUUCCCAACAUGCAGGAUCCACUAGUAGAGGUUCGAGUACACGGUGGUACAAAAAGAAAGGCAACAAUCCCUAUUCAGAAGGGUGUCGGAAAGGACAUUAAAAGGAUUAUGACUGAGCUUCUGGGACCGGGAUCGUCCUCAGGAAUUAAGAGACCUGAGGUUGGUCUCAUAGAGUUGCCGGAGACAACCGUUGGCUGUGACAUCGAGAUCAAUUUAGAGGAGGCUGUGUUUUCUUCUCUGGAUAACAUGGAGCCUAUCGCUAUGGCAAAGGCAAUGGUGGAGUUUAAUAGCAAAGCCCUGAUCCUGUGUCGAAGAGUGGGCUGCCUGCUGCAGAAGGAACUUAAAGAAGGAGGAAAGGCUAAAAUAGAGCAGGUCAAUAAAGAGUUAAAGGUGUUGCAGGCUAAGUAUGAAGUGGACAAGGCAGCCUGGGAUAGGGAGAGGGAAGAGCUAGUUGCCGAGAAAAAACAACUAGGUUCUUGGAAGGUGAGGUGUUUAGAUUCAGAGAAGAAAAUGAAGGAGAAGAUUGAAGAUUUGGAGGCGAACAACGACGAAUUGAAGGAGAAAUAUCAGAGGAUAGAGAGCGAACUAGAGGAUUUGAAGGACUAUAUAGUUCAGGAGCACAUAAAUGGCUUCCAUAAAGGCUUGAGGCAGGCGGCAUUAUUUUAUAAGGAGGUGGAUGCUACGGAUCCUCGUUAUGAUGUGUAUAAAGAUGUCUUUAAGGGGCGCCUGUUGGACGAGGAAGAGAUGGAUUCUGACCAGCCCGUGGAAGAGCCUGAAGCUACUGUUGAUCCCGCUGUUGAGGAGGAGGUGACGGCGAAUGAUGAGGCUGAGAUUACUACAAAGUGAUUUUAUUUUGAUAACAUUUAUUUUUGUUUCGGGUCCAAGUUUGUAAUAACUCUUACUUUUUAUCAGCCGUGAA
Messenger RNA from Vigna unguiculata (cowpea), 1808 nucleotides. It is a transcript of the gene HD2C, whose product is annotated as histone deacetylase 2C. Lineage: Eukaryota; Viridiplantae; Streptophyta; Magnoliopsida; Fabales; Fabaceae. The record is from RefSeq and is a predicted model, not a curated record.